This is a messenger RNA of Arabis nemorensis, 1320 nucleotides long. Lineage: Eukaryota; Viridiplantae; Streptophyta; Magnoliopsida; Brassicales; Brassicaceae. The record is from the annotation of a GenBank genome assembly.
AUGGCUUCUUCUCUUACUUCUAAUUCCAUUCUCGGAUCCACCAAACCCGGUUCUCUUCCAUCGGAGCUCUGUCGUCUCUCUUCUCCCGCCGUUCAGAUCUCUAUCCGAACCCAACCCAGAAAAAACUUCCAGAUACAAGCGACUGGAAGUUCAUAUGGGACUCAUUUUCGAGUUACUACUUUUGGUGAAUCACAUGGAGGAGGAGUUGGUUGUAUAAUUGAUGGAUGUCCUCCUCGGAUUCCACUCUCUGAAUCCGAUAUGCAAUUCGAUCUUGAUCGGAGGAGACCAGGUCAGAGCCGGAUCACGACUCCUAGAAAAGAGACUGAUACUUGCCGGAUAUCUUCUGGAGUCUCCGAAGGAAUGACGACAGGAACAUCCAUCCAUGUGUUUGUGCCAAACACAGAUCAGAGAGGACUUGAUUACAGUGAAAUGUCGGUAGCUUAUAGGCCAUCGCAUGCUGAUGCAACUUAUGACAUGAAGUAUGGUGUCAGAUCAGUACAGGGUGGUGGGAGAUCUUCAGCUAGAGAGACCAUUGGAAGAGUUGCUCCUGGAGCUUUGGCCAAGAAAAUUUUGAAGCAAUAUGCAGGGACCGAGAUUCUUGCCUAUGUCUCACAAGUCCACCAGGUUGUACUUCCAGAGGAUUUGGUGGACCACGAGAAUUUGACCCUCGAACAGAUAGAAAGUAACAUUGUCAGGUGCCCUAAUCCCGAGUAUGCAGAAAAGAUGAUAGCUGCGAUUGAUGCUGUCAGGACCAAAGGGAACUCUGUUGGUGGUGUUGUGACCUGCAUAGUUCGGAAUGCUCCACGUGGGCUUGGUACACCGGUUUUCGAUAAACUUGAAGCAGAACUGGCAAAAGCUUGUAUGUCCUUACCUGCAACAAAGGGAUUUGAGUUUGGAAGCGGCUUCUCAGGUACGUUUAUGACUGGUCUUGAACACAAUGACGAGUUCUAUACCGAUGAAAAUGGAAGAGUACGGACUAGAACAAACCGAUCUGGUGGAAUUCAGGGAGGGAUAUCGAAUGGUGAGAUAAUAAACAUGAGAAUAGCCUUCAAGCCAACAUCUACAAUUGGAAGGAAGCAGAAUACUGUAACCCGAGAUAAGAAAGAAACCGAAAUGAUUGCACGUGGCCGUCAUGAUCCUUGUGUUGUUCCACGAGCUGUGCCAAUGGUGGAAGCAAUGGUGGCGUUAGUUCUUGUUGAUCAAUUGAUGGCGCAAUACGCACAGUGUCAUUUGUUCCCGAUAAAUCCAGAGCUGCAGGAACCUCUUCAGACAACUUCUCCAGUCGAGCUCGAGCAGCCGCAAAAUGCUGCAGCUUUGUAA